Molecule: messenger RNA, 399 nt
Organism: Colletotrichum higginsianum IMI 349063
Lineage: Eukaryota; Fungi; Ascomycota; Sordariomycetes; Glomerellales; Glomerellaceae
Exons: 1
Coding region: 1-399 (132 amino acids)
Source: RefSeq, a predicted model, not a curated record
AUGUUUAUUGACGAAAAGGAUACCUCGACUGCGAUACCGGAAAUCACAAACGACACAUCGGCGAGCCUGCCACCGCUCGCUGAGCUAGCAGCGUCACCCGACGCCGCCGCCGGGCUGUACAUCCACUCGAGAACGGGGGAGACGGUGCAGGUGAAGAUCCCGCGGGAUUGCAUCGCCUUCCAGACAGGAGAAGCCCUCGAGCGCAUCACGGGCGGUAGGUUCAAGGCGGUGCCGCACUUCGUGAGGGGCGUCAGGGCGUCGGUGAGUGACGGCCGGGUGGCGCGCAACACGCUGGCCGUCUUCACUCAACCGAACCUCGGCGAAGAGGUCGAUAUUGAGCAGCACAUAACGUUUGGCGAGUUCGCGCGGGGCAUCGUCGCUAAGAACACGGUUGCAUAG